This is a messenger RNA of Cladophialophora immunda, 1917 nucleotides long. RefSeq lists its product as uncharacterized. Gene Ontology annotation, molecular function: DNA-binding transcription factor activity, RNA polymerase II-specific; transcription cis-regulatory region binding; zinc ion binding. The transcript has a single exon. The record is from RefSeq and is a predicted model, not a curated record. Lineage: Eukaryota; Fungi; Ascomycota; Eurotiomycetes; Chaetothyriales; Herpotrichiellaceae. Gene Ontology annotation, biological process: positive regulation of transcription by RNA polymerase II. Gene Ontology annotation, cellular component: nucleus. The coding region runs from base 1 to 1917 and encodes 638 amino acids.
AUGACUAGAGCAAGCUCGUCGAGGACGUUUACAGCGUGCUGGACAUGCCGCCGACGAAACAUUGCUUGUGACGCGGCCCUCCCGUCUUGUUCGCAGUGCAGGCGCUCGAACAUCACCUGCGAAGGCUACCACUUUAAUCUCGUCUGGGUCAAUUCCAAGACAGGGAGCUAUGCUCCACAACAACGGCGCACCUUUCCCUGCCAUUUGACGUGGCGAGGCUAUCCGACGUGGACGUUGGAGGAGGUUGAUCAUCUAAUACGUGACUGCGAACACAGCCAAUACAGACAAUGUCGAUGCAGACUGCACCAAGGCCGAAACCCUUUUACCGUCUUCCCUCGAGUUGAGGACAAAGCCAAGCCUGUCAACGCCGAUGAUGCGAACAUGGGCGAAGAAUUUCUUCCGUCGCCACGGGCUGUCCACUUGAACGAUGCGGACUUCCGAUUCCUCACUUUCGGGCCAUUACAGGGACACAAGAGCACGCCCAGCGUCCAAAGCACUGGCACUUCUACUUCACAGGCUUCCAACCCUGAAGAAUGGAGCCUGGACACUCUCGUGGGGGCCGAGAGCGAUACGCUCGUCAGUGAAGAACAGGACCUCGUUCAACAGGAACCCAGGGAUCCUCUGCGUCGAUCUACAAAGAAGACACCAAUAUCACUAAUCUCGCAGCCAACCCAACCUUGGAACGUGGAUGCGAGUUACAACGAAAAUAGAUUGUUCCACCACUUCUUGUCCUAUCUCGCAAAGCGCAUGAUUCCCCUGGAUGACGAUUUCAAUCCAUGGAAAACCGUCUACCCAUCCCUCGCCAUGCAGACCACACGUUCCACGGGAGCACAAGCUCUAUAUCAUGCACUGCUAGCCCAAUCUGCGUACCAUCUAGCUAACCUAAAAGGCGCGGAACGCGGGUUGCAGGAGAGAGCCAGUGCGGUUCGCCACUGUGGGAUCGCGCUGUACCAGCUCAGUAAGAGCCUGGUCGCGCCAUCAAGGGAAUACACCACCGUGUUGGCGGCUCUCUAUACCGUCAUUUUAGCUGAGCAUGUCUUCCAAGGCGCGGCUUCGGGGUGGCAAAUCCACAUCCGCGGUGCCCAGGCGUUCGUCAGUCAAUACUUGGACAAGCAGCCGUGGAGGCAAUCUCCAGAGGCCUAUAUCGUCACACAGAAUUUCGCCCUAUCCGUACUCAUCUCCAGUACUGUCAACAACAACUAUUUAGGUCCGGCAACGGCUGACGGUGUCAGUGAGCUCGAUGGUUUAUUGCGUGAUCUGAUGACGAAACACGUCUUCGGGUACACGAUGGGCGGCACUUCCCAUAUCCUGAGAGCGAUACAUCAAACACUACUCCUUGAAGCCCGAAUAAAUCGGAGAGGUGGUGCUCACGGGCGGCUAGAGCUUGAUGCAGACACAAUUGCUCAGGUUAGCGAGAUCCUCCAACUAUCGCAUGUUCCCUUGGCAGACAAAGUCGAGGCAUAUAUAUGCCACCACGGACUGAGCGGCGUCACUGUCCAACCGCGAUUGCGCACAUUGACUAGGCUUCACCUGCGACUUUUCAACACCGCAGUGACGAUCUACCUGUUUUGCACCGUCCUUCGGUGCACGCCCUCGUCGGUAGCGCACGACGUAUUACAGGUCCUCAAGGACGCCACGGCUUUCAUCGCCAUGCACCACGGCACGGUGUCAGUCUGGCCAGUGUUCGUUGCAGCCACAGAGGCGUAUACACUAGAGGCUCAAGCCCUAGCCAUGCAAUGCCUCGAGACUCUCAGAGCCCACGGCGCUAAAAACCGCCGCGAUAUGCAACGUGUCGUUCACCAGGUAUGGUCGGACCGCGAAAGAUUGGCAUGCGAGCGACAGUGCGACCCUGGCGAUGUUCUGGUCGAUUGGCGUCAGGUCAUGAAAGGACUGAACAUGAAUAUCUUACUUUUGUGA